CUGUAGAGAUUACAGCCUUGGAAGCCCUCUGGGGCAGUUCUGCUCUGUCCUGUAGGGUUGCUAUGAAUUGGAAUCGACUCAUUGGCAAUGGGUAUCUCACAUAGGGUUCCCAAAAUUUUCUCCCAGUCUGUAGGUUGUCUUUUCACUUUGUUGAUAAAGUCCUUUGGUGUACAAAAGUAUUUAAUUUUUAUGAAGUCUCGUCUAACUAUUUUGUCUUUAGCUGCUUGAGCUUUUGUUACCAUGUCUGAUAAUUUACCUUUAAACACUAGAUGGUAUAUUUUCUUUAUUGUGGGUAUUAAUCCUUUGUCAAUUGAUACAUGUUACAAAUACGUUCUUUCAGUUUGUGGCUCAUCAUUUCACUGUUUAUGGUAGUUUUUUUGGGUUUUCAUUUUUUUGGGGGGGGUAAACAAGUUGUUAAUGAAGUCAAAAAUUUAUCUGUCUUUUCCUUUAUGAUUAACUCCAAGAAUUGGCUAUCUAUGGCCCAUGGGCCAGAUCACCUGUUUUUAUAAAGUUGUAUUGGAACAUAGCCCUGCCCGUUUAUUUGCAUAUUGUCUGUCAUUGCUUUCCUGCUACAAUGGCAGAGGUGUCUAGUUGCACCAGAGACCACGUGGCCCACAAAGCCCGAAAUAUUUACUACCUGGCCCUUUACAAAAGAAGCUCUUCAACCUGUGAUUUACCCCAAGAUCAUAAAGAUCACCUGCACUUCUAAAAGCUUUCCUUGACACGCUUCUAUCAAGCAGGAGUGUGAGCCUCUUCUCAUUGCUGGUAAACUUCCUGGUGGGUAUCCUUUUCUCAGAACAGUUGAAAUUGAAAAUCUGUGGGGGCCAGUUACCCCUUCUUUAUGGUCUCUCCAAGGGUCCGUGUUUAUCUCUCACUUUAGCUUUGGGCAGAUUGAAAUAAAGUCUUCAACUCUGCACCGUCUGUGACUUGUAACAAGUUUCAUUGAUGAACUUUGACCAAGCUUAGCUUCUAAGACCUCAAAUGAACUGCUAAUAUUCUCUUGAAUUAACCUUGCAUUAAUAGUAGCUUCUAGCCACACUUGAAAAAAUUUUCAAUUUCACCGCUUACUUUUCUUUGUCUUCUCUUGAUGAAUGAAUGUCAGCCCGGACUUGGCACUGUCAUUUCUCAUAUGUUGCAAGUCUCACUCAUUGUCCUUCAGAACCAUUCCUGUUGUCAGAUGAGUUAUCUUGUAUGCACUUACAAUGCUUGUUUUCUCGCUGCUUUUUUUUCUCCUUCCUCCUUUUGUAGUUACAGCCUUGUUUCCAUGUAUACCUCUUUGUUGUACAUUUCCACUGCUUUUGUAUGUACCAGACAUCCCAAGGUAAAUACCUCAAAACUAAACACAAAAGCUAACUGAAACUCUGUAAAAGAGAGUUGCAGACUAGCGACCCACAGGCUAAUUGUGAUGUAUAAAUGAGUUUUGUUGGGCCCAAACUCUUUAAAAUUAUUUGCAGACCUUUAAAAUUGGAAAAUUUCACAUAAAUCUUUGAUUUUCUUACUUUUGAAAAAUUAAAAAUUCUGUGUAUCUUGUCCUACCUUUCACAGUGACAACAGUCUUGGAAUGUAGUGGCAGCAGUGCCUCCUGUAGAUGGGGUGUGCACUCUCCAGUUUGCUCCAGUCCCCACUGCUCCCUGCUGACCCUCGAUACUGAGCCCCGAAAAACCAGUUCUGUGUCCUUGGAGGACCACAGUCCAGUCAGAAAGCCCCUGGCGAAACCUGGCUGCAGCUAACGUCCCUAUGGGACGGGCGUACGGCACACAGGCUGCUGAAGAGCAGAAGGAGGAGCCCCUACACUCAAUCAUAAGCAGCACAGAGACCGUGCAGGGUUUCAUUUCCAAGCAUGAGUUCCAGGCUGAGACAAAGAAGCUUCUGGACAUUGUUGCUCGUUCCUUGUAUUCUGAAAAAGAGGUGUUUAUCCGGGAGCUGAUCUCAAACAGCAGUGAUGCCUUGGAGAAACUGAGACACAAGCUGGUGUGUGAAGGCCAGACGCUGCCAGAGAUGGAGAUCCACCUGCAGACCGACACUGAGAAGGGCACCAUCACCAUCCAGGACACUGGCAUCGGGAUGACACAAGAAGAGCUGGUGUCCAACCUGGGAACAAUCGCCAGAUCGGGGUCAAAGGCCUUCCUGGACACGCUGCAGAACCAGCCUGAGGCCAGCAGCAAGAUCAUCGGCCAGUUCGGUGUGGGCUUCUACUCCGCCUUCAUGGUGGCCGACAGGGUCGAGGUGUUUUCUCGGUUGGCAGCCCCAGGGAGCCCAGGCUACCAGUGGUUUUCGGAUGGCUCUGGAGUGUUUGAAAUUGCCGAGGCUUCUGGAGUCAGACCUGGAACCAAGAUAAUCAUCCACCUCAAGUCAGAUUGCAAAGAGUUUGCUGUUGAGUCCCGGGUUCAAGAUGUGAUAACAAAGUACAGUAACUUCAUCAGCUUUCCCGUGUACCUCAACGGAAGGCGCAUGAACACCCUACAGGCCAUAUGGACAAUGGACACCAAGGACGUGGGUGAGUCGCAGCAUGAGGAGUUCUACCGCUAUGUCACCAAGGCCUAUGACAGGCCCCGCUACACGCUGCACUAUAGGACCGAUGCACCCCUCAACAUCCGCAGUAUCUUCUACGUGCCAGAGAUGAAGCCGUCCAUGUUUGACGUGAGCCAGGAGCUAGGCUCUAGCAUCGCCCUCUACAGCCGCAAAGUCCUCAUUCAGACCAAGGCUGCUGACAUCCUGCCGAAGUGGCUACGCUUCGUCCGAGGUGUGGUGGACAGCGAGGACAUCCCCCUGAACCUCAGCCGAGAGCUCCUCCAGGAGAGUGCACUCAUCAGGAAACUCCGAGAUGUUUUGCAGCAGAGGCUGAUAAAGUUCUUCAUGGACCAGAGUAAGAAAGACUCUGAGAAGUACGCGGAAUUCUUUGAAGACUAUGGCUUAUUCGUGAGGGAAGGCAUCGUGACCACCACUGAGCAGGAGGUCAAGGAGGACAUAGCAAAGCUGCUGCGCUAUGAGUCCUCAACCCUGCCCGCGGGGCAGCUGACCAGCCUCGUGGACUACACCAGCCGCAUGCAGGCCGGCACCCGCAACAUCUAUUACCUGUGUGCGCCCAGCCGGCAGCUGGCUGAGCACUCGCCGUACUAUGAGGCCAUGAAGCAGAAAAACAUGGAGGUUCUCUUCUGCUACAAGCAGCUUGAUGAGCUUACCUUGCUCCAUCUGCAUGAGUUCGACAAGAAGAAGCUGAUCUCUGUGGAGACAGAUAUUGUCAUCGAUCACUACAAGGAGGAGAAGUUUGAGGACGGGUCCCCAGCUGAUGAGCGCCUGUCAGAGAAGGAGACUGAGGACCUGAUAGCCUGGAUGAGAAAUGCACUGGGGUCACACGUCACCAACGUGAAGGUGACCCUCCGACUGGACACCCACCCAGCCAUGAUCACUGUGCUGGAGAUGGGGGCCGCUCGGCACUUUCUGCGCAUGCAGCAGCUGGCCAAGACCCAUGAGGAGCGUGCCCAGAUCCUGCAGCCCACCCUGGAGAUCAACCCCAGGCACUCACUGAUCAAGAAGCUCAGUCAGCUCAGAGCAAGUGAUCCUGACCUGGCCCAGCUGCUCGUGGAUCAGAUCUACGAGAACGCCAUGAUAGCAGCAGGGCUCGUUGACGACCCCAGAUCAAUGGUGGGCCGCCUGAAUGAGCUCCUCACCAGAGUUCUGGAGAAGCACUGAGCACCCAGGGCCCUGCCUACAGUAGGACCACCCUGCCGUGACCAUCCUCUCUCUAGGAGAGGGAACAACGAGACUGAGUGCUGGGAGGAGCCCCUACAGCCACCAGGAUGUGAGGAGGCCCGGACAUAAUACUGAGACCACCGCCUUGAGUUUGAGUUUAUUUACCUCAAUUAAAGGUAUUUCUCAAUCUAA
Molecule: messenger RNA, 3885 nt
Organism: Loxodonta africana (African savanna elephant)
Lineage: Eukaryota; Metazoa; Chordata; Mammalia; Proboscidea; Elephantidae
Gene: TRAP1
Product: TNF receptor associated protein 1
Exons: 18
Coding region: 1738-3693 (651 amino acids)
Biological process (GO): protein folding
Cellular component (GO): mitochondrial inner membrane
Molecular function (GO): ATP-dependent protein folding chaperone; ATP binding; ATP hydrolysis activity
Source: RefSeq, a predicted model, not a curated record